AUGUUUACAGCAGUGCUGGUUGCCUUGGCGAUUGGAGGAUUGAUUAUCUUCCUGGUUCAGAGAAGCAGGAACCAUGUUUUAAAGUCAGAGAAUGGCUGGUGGGGAGCCGGAGCGCCCCCUGAUGCUGAGGAAGACGUCACCAUCCGCCCCUUUAAAGUGACCACCAGCGAUGAGGAGCUGGAGGACCUCUACAGGAGGAUGGACCAGACCCGUCCCGUCCCCUCGCUGGAGGACAGCCAGUUUAACUACGGCUUCAACUCCCACUACCUAGAGAAGGUGGUGUCCUACUGGAGGAAGGACUUCGACUGGAGGAGACAGGUGGACAGACUUAACCAGUAUCCACAUUUUAAAACCAGUAUUGAAGGCAUCAAUGUUCAUUUUGUUCAUGUGAAACCCAAGAAUUUGCCUGAAGGGACACGUGCUAUUCCCCUCAUAAUGGUCCAUGGCUGGCCCGGCUCAUUCUACGAGUUCUAUGGGUUGAUCCCCCUGUUAACGGAGCCUACAAAUCCAGGGGAUCUAGUGUUUGAGGUGGUGUGUCCCUCCAUCCCAGGAUACGGCUUCUCUGAAGCACCACAGAAGAAAGGUUUCGAUUCAGUCUGUGCUGCACGCAUCUUCCACAAGCUGAUGAAACGUCUGGGCUUCCAGCAGUUCUAUGCCCAUGGAGGAGACUGGGGUUGGCUGGUCACCACUAACAUGGCUCAACUGGAGCCCAAAAUUGUGAAAGGUUUGCACCUGAACUUUGCCCCACCCCCCAAGCCGGGGCUGCUCGUGGUUCUGUCCAUCAUUCUUGGCCGCCACUUCCCAAAACUUUUUGGAUUCACUGACAUGGAUGUUGAGCGACUCUUUCCUUGCAUGAAGAAACUGGUGGUGGAAUCCAUCAAAGAGUCCGGCUACAUGCACAUCCAGGCCACCAAACCAGACACAGUGGGCCGGGCACUGAACGAUUCUCCUGUCGGUCUGGCUGCUUACAUCCUGGAGAAGUUUUCCACAUGGACGGAUCAUGACUUCAGGAACCUGGAAGAUGGAGGACUCACCAGGAAGUUCUCUCUGGACGACCUGCUCACCAACAUUAUGAUCUACUGGACUUCAGGCUGCAUCAUUUCCUCAAUGAGGUUCUACAAGGAAAACUUUAGCAGAGGUCUGGAUGCGCCCCAUGCUAAGAUACCGGUCUACGUCCCCACUGGCUUCGCCUGCUUCCCCAACGAGCUGAUGCACACGCCCAAGCUGUGGGUCCAACAGAAAUACCACAACCUCAUCAGCUUUUCUCCUAUGCAGCGCGGCGGCCAUUUUGCCGCCAUGGAAGAGCCCCAGCUGAUGGCUGAGGACAUCCAGAAGUUCACGAAAACAGUAGAGAAGCAACAGCCUGAGAAGAAGCAGUAGAAAGUUGAAUGAUCAGCCUUGCUUGGUGUGGAAUUAUUCUCUUAGUGGCUUAGAACAAUAUAUGGUGUAGUCACUGUACGACUGAGUAUCAGGGACACGCAAGAGAUUCUACUAUUUCGAAACUAAAGUCGUAACAUAACGAGAAUAAAGUCGUAAAAUUGCGAGAAUAAAGUUGUGAAAUUAUGAGAAUAAAGUGGUAAUAUUAAGAGAAUAAAGUCCUAAAAUUACGAGAAACAAGUUGUGUUUUAUGACAAUUCUUACAAGAAGCACGGUCUUCCCUAAAACUUUAUUCUCGUAAUAUUAUGACUUUAAUCUCGUAAUGUUACGACUUAGUUCUCGUAAUAUUACAACUUUAUUCUCGGAAUGUUACGACUUUAUUCUUGAAAUUGAAGCAAAAAAAAUCUCUAGCCUGGCCCUAAUACUCUGGUCAUCUCUGGUAUAGUGGAUUCCCACAGACGGCUGAGAUGUAUGGUCAGCCUGUGCCUUCAAAAGCUCCAGGUGUUGCAUAAAUCAUUGAUUUUUGAUUAAACUAAUUUGUGAUUUCCGUCAA
This is a messenger RNA of Cyprinodon tularosa, 1930 nucleotides long. RefSeq names its product epoxide hydrolase 1, microsomal (xenobiotic) (gene ephx1). Gene Ontology annotation, molecular function: epoxide hydrolase activity. The record is from RefSeq and is a predicted model, not a curated record. Bases 1 to 1380 code for a protein of 459 amino acids. Gene Ontology annotation, biological process: epoxide metabolic process. The transcript is spliced from 8 exons. NCBI's taxonomy places the organism in Eukaryota, Metazoa, Chordata, Actinopteri, Cyprinodontiformes, Cyprinodontidae.